This is a messenger RNA of Neocloeon triangulifer, 613 nucleotides long. Its product is annotated as prostaglandin E synthase-like. The coding region runs from base 106 to 561 and encodes 151 amino acids. Lineage: Eukaryota; Metazoa; Arthropoda; Insecta; Ephemeroptera; Baetidae. Gene Ontology annotation, cellular component: membrane. The transcript is spliced from 3 exons. The record is from RefSeq and is a predicted model, not a curated record.
CUUUGAGCACUAAAAACAUUGAGUGCACGAAAGUCCCCAAAACUCUUUCUUUAGUUCAAUUUUAAUCAUUCGCACGAUUUGUGUUGAAAAAAAAUUAUUUCCAAAAUGAGUGAGGCGUUUGAUCUUAGCAACAACAACCCUUUGCUUUCCCUGUACGCUCGCAAUGCAUCGAUUUUGGUUUUCAAGAUGUUCGGAGUUGCCGCAUUGACGGGAAAAAUUCGCCACUCCAAAAAGAAAUUCGCAAACAUUGAAGAUGCGAAAGCAAUUAAGGGCGCUCAGGUCGAUACGGCUGACGAGGACGUUGAAAGAGUUCGAAGAGCGCAUCUGAAUGACCUGGAGAACAUUCCUCCGUUCCUGUGCAUUUCCUUCCUGUACAUCUUGACCGACCCUGAGCCGAAGCUGGCCAGGAACCUCUUUUUGGGCUUCACCGCGGCCAGGAUUUGCCACACCCUGGUCUACGCCGUCAAACCCGUGCGCCAACCGGCUCGCGGGCUUUGCUACGGCGUCGGUUUGGCCAUCACUUGCUACAUGGCCACCAAAGUCAUCAAGCACUUCUGGUAAUUCUCCAGAAACAACAAUUAUUAAUAAAUAAAAAAAUAUAGUAAAAUUUAGA